Corapipo altera (White-ruffed manakin) is the source of this 2192-nucleotide messenger RNA. RefSeq names its product Ras association domain family member 7 (gene RASSF7). Gene Ontology annotation, biological process: signal transduction. The transcript has 6 exons. The record is from RefSeq and is a predicted model, not a curated record. Bases 802 to 2121 code for a protein of 439 amino acids. Lineage: Eukaryota; Metazoa; Chordata; Aves; Passeriformes; Pipridae.
UGGGUUAUUUUUCUUAUUUAUUUUUACGCUCCUGGCCUCCUUACCGGGUCAUGGCACAGGAGGUGGGAUUUUAUACUAGCUGGGUCCCUGGCAGGGGGAUAACGCUCCCCGGGAUGUGUUGCCGCUCCGAUUUUGGCAUUAGGGUACUGCUGAGAGGGAGGCUGGGGUGUGUCUGUUAGUGUACAACAGUGGUUUCAGGGUGAGCUGGGUGGUGCCGCAGUGGCACCUGGACUUUGCUCCAUGCCAGGGGACAGUUGCAGCUGUGAAUACACAGGAUAGGGGGAGCAGUGCCAAAACCCAGCUUUAAAAUUAAAUUGGGUCAAAUCUUGUAAAUUUUGGUAGUUUAGGGCUCUCAAGGAGGUCAGUCGAACCCAAUGUGCCCUUCAUCCCCACCGGUUUUCCCCGGUCGCUCAGCCAAGGCAAACAUGAGCUCAGCGCUGAGGUAUUUGCGCUGCUCUGUGCCCAUGUUUCGGAGGUGGGCAGGGAGGUGGCACCAGCAGGACCCGGCACCUGCACCGAACAGCCUCACCUAGACAUGUCUUCCCUAUUUCCUCCUCACCUUUCUCACACCGUGACUAAAAUUCCUCGUCACUGGAGAUAGGACCCUUCAAGCCCCCGCCUUUGAUUACUCAAGUAGGCAACAAAAAUAAUGAAGGAAUGUUUAACCUGAGUUCAAGCUUUCUCACAGCCUGGCUGCAGACUUGGGACAGCUGGAGCACAGGAUGGAGGGGCUGCAACCACAUGGGUGAGGCAGCCUGUCCUGCAAUGACUCAGUGCACCUGAAGCCCAGCAGUCGUGGGGAUGGAGCUGAAGGUCUGGGUGGAUGGGAUCCAGAGGGUUGUGUGCGGUGUCUCAGAGCAAACUACCUGCCAAGAAGUGGUCAUUGCCCUGGCACGGGCCAUCGGUCAGACAGGCCGCUAUGUGCUGGUGCAGAAGCUGCGGGAGAAGGAGCGGCAGCUGCUGCCGCUGGAGUGCCCCCUGGAGUCCCUGGCCAAGUGUGGACAGUAUGCCAACGAUGUGCAGUUCAUCCUGCGGCGGACAGGCCCCAGCAUGACCGAGCGGCCCUCCUCAGAGGGCGCUCCGCAAGCUCCCGAGAGGACGUUCAUCCGGGCCAGUUUGCCCAUCAAGCCCAGGCUCGCCAGCAUGGAUGCACCCCGUUCUCGGGAGCCAAAAAAAUCCAUGACCUUCAACUUGGGUCCUACAGGCUCCAGUGACCCGUUCACUGUGAGCCGAUGGAGGCACCAAACACGGGAAGGGAUCGACUUAGAGGGUGGUGGGAUUGUCCAACCCUCCAAAGAGGAGCUGUUUAGGAGGGUGCUGCAGCAGCAGGAGCAACUGCAUUCCUUGGAGGCCCAUGGGGACACCCUGGAAAUGGACCUACGGCUCUGGGAGCGCAGCCGGCUUGCCGGCCAGGAGAAUGAGAUCCUCUAUCUGGAGCAACUGGUGCGAAGGAAUGAGACAGAGCUGGGCGAGGAGGAAUUUUGGCAGAGCGAGCUCCGGCUGGAAAAGGAGUGUGAGCGAGAGCGGCAGGAGCGGGUUAGAAGCCUGCGGGCCAGCCUGGAGGAGUACACCCAGAGGAUCUUUGAGCUGAGUGCGCGGACUGAAGCCCUGCAGGAGGAGAUCCAGUGGGAGAUGGCUGAGAGGGCCAAGAGGGGGAAGGAGAUCUCUCUACCCAGCCCCAUAGAGCUGGAGGACAUGGCCACCAAAAUGAAAAGGGACCUGGAGGCCAAGGUCAAGCAAGGCACCCAGCUGGAGAGCAACCUGGCCAGUGUGGAGAAGGCCCUGGAGGAAGCUGAAAAGAACUUGCAGGCCCAGACCCAAGAGCUGGAGGAGUUAAAUAAGGAGCUGAGGCAGUGUAAUUUGCAGCAGUUUAUUCAGCAGACGGGGGCCACGGUGACUGUCCUGCAGGCCAGGUCUGAGGAGGAUGCCCAGCCGGAGCCGAGCCCGUGCGAGCUGCCAGCCUACCGGAGAAACGGAGGUUUUCCUCCCACCGCUGGUACCGACUCGCCUCCCCGAGUCAGCACCAAGCAGCUCCUCAGCCAUCCCAGGACCCUGCCGGAGCCCCUGGUGUCCAGCCUGAAUCCCGAGGUUGUAUCAACCAGGCAGAGCAUCUGGAGGUAGAAGGGCCCGGGCAGUGGAGGAUCAAUUGCCUUGCAAGUGUAACUGUAUAAAUAAACCAUAUUAUAUAUAUA